AUGUUUAUUUGCCCAACGUGUAAAAAGGCGUCAACAACACGUACUUAUUGUUCGAAUCAAAGGUGCGUUCACCACAAUAAAGAGUACACCUUAAAACCAACGCUAUUCAUCCAAUACUCAAUUGUUGAACAGCUAAUUAUAGCAAGAGAACAAGUAUGUUUUGAAGAAUAUGGUCCUUCACCGUCUAUACAAAUCUCAACAAUUGCCGAUGGCCAAAUAUACAAACGUAUAUUAUUGGAAAUUGAUGAGAAAUUUUUAACAUUAACAUUAAAUGUUGAUGGCGUAAGUGUGUCAAAUAGUUCUGAUAUGUCAAUCUGGAUUUUUACAAUGGUUAUAAACGAAAUAUCUCGUAAUAAAAGAUUUAAAUUAGAAAAUAUAAUAAUUCCACUUACUUAUCCCGGACCCAAAAAACCAACAAAAACAGAAAUGAUAACAAUGGAAGGUGAAUUAGUUAAAGAAUUACAACGUCUCGAGCUUCCUACGCCAUUCGUAGUUAAACAAGAAACCAAUGAAAUAAUAAAUAUACGUACAUUUCUAAUUGCUGCCUGUUGUGGCAGCUCAGGCAGCAAUACAAAUGUUGCCCGGAUCAUCGCAGCAUUCGGAUGUGGUCGAUGCACUGUCAAAGGCAUGUUAACUUCAACGCUGCAUAGUAAACGAAAACAACAUUCAUUAGAAUUAAAUAACACUUUACAGUUAUUAAAAAUAGUUUCCAUUAAAAGUCAAUCAGAAGAAUUUUCGCCUGUAAUCAAGCAAUUUAUUGGUGGUCUCCAGUUAACCAAACGUUUAACCACUGGAACCCAUACGACGAAUGUUGGUGUUGGCAAAACUAUUAUUAAUUUAAAACUAAAAAUUGAUUUAAUAAAAUUAAAUGAUUUACACGGUUAA
Messenger RNA from Didymodactylos carnosus, 885 nucleotides. NCBI's taxonomy places the organism in Eukaryota, Metazoa, Rotifera, Eurotatoria, Philodinida, Philodinidae. The record is from the annotation of a GenBank genome assembly.